Yamadazyma tenuis ATCC 10573 is the source of this 1954-nucleotide messenger RNA. The record is from RefSeq and is a predicted model, not a curated record. NCBI's taxonomy places the organism in Eukaryota, Fungi, Ascomycota, Pichiomycetes, Serinales, Debaryomycetaceae.
AAAUAAAUAAACCUAACUCGUUAAUAGUUUGAUACCAAAGCACACAUAAUGAGAGAAAUUAUCCAUUUGUCCACUGGUCAAUGUGGUAACCAGAUUGGAGCUGCGUUCUGGGAAACCAUCUGUGAUGAGCACGGGUUGGAUAACAACGGAAACUUUCAUGGUGAUGAUAAGUUGCAAAGAGCCAAAUUAGAUGUGUACUUCAACGAAGCGUCGAGUGGAAAAUACGUUCCAAGAGCCGUUUUGGUUGAUUUGGAACCAGGUACCAUUGAUAAUGUCAAGACCUCGAAGAUCGGUAAUUUGUUCAGACCUGAUAACUAUAUUUUUGGUCAAAGCUCUGCUGGUAACGUUUGGGCCAAAGGUCAUUACACCGAAGGAGCAGAAUUGGUUGAUUCGGUCAUGGAAGUCGUAAGAAGAGAAGCCGAAGGAUGUGACUCCUUGCAAGGGUUCCAGAUCACUCACUCUUUGGGUGGUGGUACUGGUUCUGGUAUGGGAACUUUGUUAAUCAGCAAGAUCAGAGAAGAAUUCCCCGACAGAAUGAUGGCAACGUUUUCCGUGGUUCCAAGUCCAAAGACCAGUGAUACCGUUAUUGAACCAUAUAACGCUACGUUGUCUGUCCAUCAAUUGGUGGAAAACUCGGAUGAAACUUUCUGUAUCGAUAACGAGGCCUUGUACAACAUUUGUCAAAGAACAUUGAAAUUGAACCAACCAAACUACGCUGAAUUGAACAGCUUGGUGUCUUCUGUGAUGUCUGGUGUCACCACUUCCUUGCGUUACCCAGGUCAAUUGAACUCUGAUUUGAGAAAGUUGGCCGUGAACUUAGUUCCCUUCCCAAGAUUACAUUUCUUCAUGGUUGGUUACGCUCCUUUGACUUCGAUUGGAUCUAAGUCUUUCAGAUCUUUGAGUGUUCCUGAAUUGACCCAACAGAUGUUUGAUGCUAAGAACAUGAUGGCUGCUUCAGACCCAAGAAAUGGUAGAUACUUGACGGUUGCCGCUUUCUUCAGAGGUAAGGUAUCUGUCCAAGAAGUUGAUGAUGAAAUGUACAAAAUUCAGCAAAGAAACUCGUCCUACUUUGUUGAAUGGAUUCCAAACAAUGUGCAAACUGCUAUUUGUUCAGUUCCUCCAAAAGAUUUGGAGAUGUCUGCCACCUUUAUCGGUAACUCCACCUCUAUCCAAGAGUUAUUCAAGAGAAUUGGUACUCAAUUCAGUGCCAUGUUCAGAAGAAAGGCUUUCUUACAUUGGUACACCAGUGAAGGUAUGGAUGAAAUGGAAUUUACUGAGGCCGAAUCUAAUAUGAAUGACUUGGUUAGUGAAUACCAACAAUAUCAAGAUGCAGUUAUUGAAGAAGAUAUCGACUACGCUGAUGAGGCUCCUUUGGAUGACAACUAGGCUUAAAUCUAGAGUUUCUAGUGGUCGGUUUUAUACUAUUUUUGAAUUUUUCUUGAGUUAGAAGUCGUAGAGUUAAGAGGGUCUUCUAUGUUUGUUGAAUAUAAAUGUAAUAAUUACAGUGUUUAUAUCUAUUCAUGGGUGUGUAUUUUCUUACUAAUGCAGUAUCGUGUCUAGUUGUUUCCUCUCAAGAAGUUCGUGACGAAGUCAUUUUUGUCAAUCUUGCCAGGCUCGGUCUGGUCAUCAAAGUAUCUCAAAACAUGACACUGUUGUUUCCAGAAAUUGUUCAACUCCUGAAACUCCAUUUGCCCCUUCAUGUACAACACGUUGGCCACUCCCAAAUCGUUGACAUAUCUCUGUCUUUCAAACUCUUGUCUAAUCUUGGUCUUGACGUUGGACACAGGCAUAUCCAACUCGUAAAUGUCACUCAUUUCCUUGGAAUAUCUCAUAUAUUUCCGGUACAAGUGAAUCACACGUUUUCUGAGUUCAGCAUUGGUUGCCGACCUCUUGGUGGUUUCAGCGAAUUCUGUUGCCAACGUCAUGGAGAUGUGAUUUGUUUUUAGAAGAUUUU